Messenger RNA from Lucilia cuprina (Australian sheep blowfly), 531 nucleotides. RefSeq lists its product as uncharacterized. Lineage: Eukaryota; Metazoa; Arthropoda; Insecta; Diptera; Calliphoridae. The record is from RefSeq and is a predicted model, not a curated record. The transcript has 2 exons. The coding region runs from base 1 to 531 and encodes 176 amino acids.
AUGGCAGCUAUGGUUAUAGUGGAACAUGUUGUAGAAUUCGUAAUUCCAAAAUUUCUGGAGACCUCUUGGACCGAUCGUAGACCUGAUUUUAAAGUUAAUAUGACAUUUAGUAAUCAAGGUUUUAUACGUUCCUUGAAUUGGUUUGAAAGGGACAUUACUUCACCGGUAGCACGUCUGGUAAUUUUGCAAAAGGAUUGUUGCGAUAGAACUUCUACACUCUACAAUUUAACUACACGUUUGUGCGAUAUUCAACAAUUUAUUAGUAAAGUGCCCAUGUUUAAGGAAACUAUUUUAAAGGCUCUCAAACAGGGCAAUUAUACGUAUGAAUGUCCCUUGAGAAGAGGAUUUUAUGUUAUGGAUAAUGUACGUAUUAAUAGUCGUAAUCCUAUAUUGGCAUUUAUGUAUCGACCCAAUAGAACUUUUACUUUUACGGGUGGUCUGUAUGAGGAGUUGGCGAAUAGGAGUAUAUUACCUUUGUCAACAUAUCGGUUUACGGGUAAAAUCGUAAAGAAGGUGUGUAAGGAAUUCUGA